Messenger RNA from Engraulis encrasicolus (European anchovy), 2513 nucleotides. Its product is annotated as RNA-binding Raly-like protein. Gene Ontology annotation, cellular component: nucleus. The coding region runs from base 280 to 930 and encodes 216 amino acids. The transcript is spliced from 8 exons. Gene Ontology annotation, molecular function: RNA binding. NCBI's taxonomy places the organism in Eukaryota, Metazoa, Chordata, Actinopteri, Clupeiformes, Engraulidae. The record is from RefSeq and is a predicted model, not a curated record.
GGUUGCUGCAGCUAGGGACACAGACACCGAGAGACGAAGAGAGAGCAAGAGAGUGGAGAGAGACACACACACACACAGCAGGCAGACAGAAAGAGCAGAAGCUUGACACAGAGAGAGAGAGAGAGGACGACAGCUCGCGCGCGAGAGAGAGUGAUAGAGUAAGAUUGAGAGGGAAAUCAGACGAAGAGGAUAAAACAAGCUUUAGCAGCUGCAGUCACCUCCUGGCGAUUUGCCUGCUGACGCAAGCGGCCGCCUCUUUGUGUUCUGGCCAUCCCUGAUAUGACCCUGUUCAAGAGUGAGCAUCGCAGCAGCCCACGAUACAUGAGCAUGAGCGGAGAGCUGAAGUCCAGCCGCUCCAAGACAGGUGGAAUGAAGAGGCCCAGCAGCGCCAUGUAUGGAUCAGAGUACGACCUGGACUAUGAGUGUUACCAGGAGGACUUCUAUGACAGGGUGUAUGACUACCAGCGCGUGCCCUCCUCCAUGGCCCCUGUGCCCCACCAUGGCUCCAGCCUGCCCAAGCGCUCCCGCUCCUCCUCGGGCCAGGCCAGCCUGAGACGCAGCCGAGACCGGCCCUCCUCCAAGGCCUCCAGACCCCACUCCUCCAGCAGAGCCAAAUUGAAGAUGGAGGAGCUGCAGACCAUCAAGCGGGAGCUGACCCUGAUUAAGGUUCAGAUUGACGGGCUGCUGGAUAACCUGGACAGGAUGGACAGGCAGAGGCAGGAUUACACAGGAUCCCCACCGUCCAGGGACGGCAGUCUCGGAGGCUCUCCCUACCCCGCGUCAGUCAGCAGCCCUGAGGCGUGUCCUCGGAGCCCCAGCCCGCGCCGCCGCUGCACCCGGAGAGACAGCCCCGAGCUGGGGGAGGCCAGCGAUGACGAGGAGCCCCACACGGUCCAUCAUCACAGCUCAGACCUGGAAGAUGAGAUGUGAGAAGGUGGAUCACAGCUCUCAGAUUCUGAAGCUGGACGUCAGCAGUGCGAAACAAAAAGAGGGAGAGAGGGAGCGCCAAACAUGGAGGAAGAAGAGAAGAGCACACUACACUACCCUACCUUUUUUUCAUGUAGUUACCAUGCCAACACCAGCCGCAGAGCAUUGUCCCUCAUCAACCCACCACCAACCACUCCUCUGUAGUGUGUGUGUGUGUGUGUGUGUGUGUGUGUGUGUGUGUGUGUGUGUGUGUGUGUGUGUGUGUGUGUGUGUGUGUGUGUGUGUGUGUGUGUGUGUGUGUGCGCGCGCGUUUGUGUGUGCGUGCGUGCAUGUAAAUGUCUUUGUCUGUGUGAAUGUUCAUUUGUGUGUGUGUGUGUGUGUGUGUGUGUGUGUGUGUGUGUGUGUGUGUGUGUGUGUGUGUGUGUGUGUGUCUGUGUGUGUGUGUGUGUGCGUGUGUUUGUGUGUGUGUGUGUGUGUGCGCGUGUGUGUGCACGUGCACGCGCGUGCGUGCGUGCAUGCGUGCGUGCGUGCGUGCGUGUUUGCAUGCGUGCUUGUGCUUGUGCUUGUGUGUGUUGUACAGGGUGUGUCUGCAGCUAAAUGCUGAAUCUCAAAUGCCCCCCCCCUCUCUCUGUUUAGUAGACCCCCUGCUUUACCUCAUGAUGGUCCCACAUCCAUCCACGCCUUUUUCACUGUUUUAUGAAACAAAAAUAUUCCCCAUCUGUGGCAAGUACACUGGCAUGGUAAUUACAGAUGCCUGUCCAGAAAAAUGAGCUCCAAACAUUUCCCAUCUCAUCUAUCUCAUCUGUAAACCGCUUACCAAAUAUAUUGCCCCCCCCCCACACACACACACACACACACACAUACACACCCACACACACAAUCACAUAUCAGUGCUUACACAAAUUUGCUGACAAAUAGACUGAUGCAUAGUGAGAGAACUUAUAUUCCCUUCAAGCUAUGAUUUUAACUGCAUAAAAACUAAGUAUAAUAAUGAUCAGGUAUAACAAAUUUGUUAAAUAUUUCAUUUAAAAAUUACUUUUUAAAGGUAGCUCUCUGGUGGUGACAUUGUAUUCCUGAAAGAGUCCAUCUUUAGCAUCAACUGUAACUGAAGUGGUCAAUGCCACAAUUCUGUCCGUGUCUUGGCUUAUAGGCCUACAUGGUCAUAUUGGACCAUGUGACUCGAAAUCACAAUACCUCAUAAAAGUUCUUCUUCCGAACUAAUAAGUGGUUUGGAUGUUGUGACUGUCCAUUAUUCCGAACAAAAUGUCUUUUGAUAGAGGAAACCGAACAUUUACAUAUUAGAACUGGAUUUUUAUUUAGUCUACAUAGAAAGCCAGAUACUAGAAAAGUACUGAAGCAUCACUUGAUUAGAGGGUUAGGCACUUGGCUUAUUUUGAUUCGUCCCCCUGGGGUAAUAUAUGACUAUUACUAAUUAAUCAUUUGAACAUAUCCACAAUAGAUUUCCCUGUGUCCUGAUAAGACCUCUGACAGAAUAUCAUCCAUUUUAAAAUUUGUUUGGGUUUCAAAAAGUCUGUGUCCUCCUAAGCAUCUCAGAUGAACACCCCUCUGGCCUGGCCAUUGAGAAA